AUGAAGACAGUAUUGCGUCUCUGUAGCCCUAUCAAUGGCAUUAUCAGCCGUCCCAAACUAUCACUACAAUGGCCCAUCACCUCCUCCCCCCUGCACCCCUAUCAACACAGACAUACAAGCUCCCACCCAUCCCCAUCACCACCACGCACGUUCCCCACAACAGGAUACGAACUCCUCAAUCACAUCCCCAAGCUAGAAGAAGAAUCUCUUCCCGACUACCGAGCCGAGCGAUUCUACCCCGUUCACAUCGGUGAAGUCUUCAAUUUCCGAUACCAAGUCAUCACCAAGCUAGGCUUCGGAUCCUCAUCCACCGUCUGGCUAUGUCGUGACUACAGCCAGAAAUACACCCGCCUCAUCCACGACUCCUUCGAGAUCCAAGGCCCCCACGGAAUCCACCCAUGUAUUCUCUACCAGCCAUCCGGAAUGGACAUCUGCGAUUACAUCCAAUGUCUGGAGGGCAACGCAUUACCAGAGGAUCUCCUCCGCGUAACCAUCCGGUUUAUGCUCAUUGCGCUGGAUUAUCUCCAUUCGGCUAAUGUGGAAGAACUCAACGAGCCUGCUCCGCGGAAACACCUUCCGGAUAAUAGAACCAUCUACGCUACGCGCGGAAUGCCCUUCACGACUGGGGAACCUAUGCUCGCUGAUCUGGGGGAGGCGAGAUUACUUCCCACUGAUACGGGCACGCAGACUAGUGGUUCUAUCAUCAUGCCGGGGUUAUAUAGAGCCCCGGAAGUAAUGCUUAAUAUGGAGUGGGAUGAGAAGGUGGAUAUAUGGGCUUUGGGGCAGACGGCAUGGUCCCUACUUCAAUCAAACUACCUCUUCACCAACACCCCACAACUGACUACACAGGAUGAUCAUGCUCGUCGCUUCGCAGAGAUGAUAGCCCUGCUUGGGCAUCCACCUGUUGAGUUUCUGGGUCGGAGUGAGGAGAGUAGGAGGUUUUGGGAUCGAGAUUGUAACUGGAAGAGUCACGUAGAGAUUCCUGAAGAAUCCCUGGAUGAUCGAGUGACGCGACUCGAGGGCGACAGGAAGAGGCUUUUUCUGCGGUUUCUGCGGAAGACUUUGAGCUGGGUUCCUGGGGAGAGGCCGAGAGCGAGGGAGUUGUUGAUGGAGGAUGAGUGGGUUAGGGGGGAGGAGUAUUGA
Messenger RNA from Aspergillus tubingensis, 1143 nucleotides. Its product is annotated as kinase-like protein. Lineage: Eukaryota; Fungi; Ascomycota; Eurotiomycetes; Eurotiales; Aspergillaceae. Gene Ontology annotation, biological process: spliceosomal complex assembly; regulation of mRNA processing; protein phosphorylation. Gene Ontology annotation, molecular function: protein kinase activity; ATP binding. The transcript is spliced from 5 exons. The record is from RefSeq and is a predicted model, not a curated record. Bases 1 to 1143 code for a protein of 380 amino acids.